AAAUAAUGUAUUUAUUGUAAGUUAAUUUAAAAUAAAUAUGUAAAUCACUACUAUGGCUUUAUUGCCAGAUUUGGACGUAAGAAACGUUCUCAAUGUUGUAGAGGAGAAUUUUGAGCGACUCGGUUUGAAAGCGUAUGCGAUUCGCAUGAUAUACACAGGCGAGCACGUUUUAGAUAAAGAUGAAAUGAUAAAACUCUUCCAAGCAACGAUAAAUAGUGUUAACUCUAGCUAUUCUGAUGUUAAUGUGCGUGGAUUACUUUUGGUUUAUGACAGCUACUUUGUACAUGUUGUUGAGGGUUCAGAAGAUACGGUUCAUACACAUUUAAGAUUCCUGUUCGAGCACGAAAGUAAAUGGAUAAAAGAGAAAUUCAAAGAAGACGAGAUCGGAGAAGCAGAUGAGGGCGUGGCUGAAAUAUUAGAUGAGCAAUUGACGCAAAAAUGUAAAAAAAAGAUAUUUAAACGUGCAAAGCUGUUAACAGUCUAUCAUUCAAUACAAACGCUAUUGUUUGAUGAUUGGCGAGCUUUAACCGCGCGACCACCGUCCCUCAUUGGAGCCCUGGAUGCUCAUGGGUCGAUGUCAGAACAAAUGGAACAGUUGCGGAUAUGCCUUGACAAAAUUAAAAGAAUAUGUGCGUACGCAAAAGGAAAUACGAAUUUAUCAUUCGAAGGAUUAAGCGCAGUGGAUCCAAAAAUGGAAGCAUUGCCAGAAGUGGCUCUGAUUGACUAUCUUUUGCAAUCGCAAUAUAUUUUGGAUCUGCGAUAUGUCAGUCAUCUGCAUCGACGCGUUGAUGACUACGCUUUCUAUUUCGAAAAUGUAUGGCCGCUUCCAACACAUUUCACGCCAAAACAUCUGUAUAAGUUGAAAGUGGACGACUCUUUUGUGGAGCCUCUUCCCGUGAUGCCAUGGGAGUUGGUGAAAAAGGAGGCCGAAGAGGAAGAGAGAGAGGACCGGCAAAGCGUUAGUUCUUCUAGCGAUUAAAAAUUAAACCUCUUUAUAACUUUAUUAUCUAAUUAAGGGAUAAUAUGUUAUUAUCUA
This is a messenger RNA of Pararge aegeria (speckled wood butterfly), 1036 nucleotides long. Its product is annotated as testis-expressed protein 47-like. The coding region runs from base 53 to 979 and encodes 308 amino acids. The transcript is spliced from 6 exons. NCBI's taxonomy places the organism in Eukaryota, Metazoa, Arthropoda, Insecta, Lepidoptera, Nymphalidae. The record is from RefSeq and is a predicted model, not a curated record.